Messenger RNA from Stegastes partitus (bicolor damselfish), 5567 nucleotides. RefSeq names its product par-3 family cell polarity regulator beta b (gene pard3bb). The transcript has 26 exons. Gene Ontology annotation, biological process: cell adhesion; establishment of cell polarity; microtubule cytoskeleton organization. Bases 844 to 4440 code for a protein of 1198 amino acids. Gene Ontology annotation, cellular component: adherens junction; apical plasma membrane; cell cortex. Lineage: Eukaryota; Metazoa; Chordata; Actinopteri; Pomacentridae. The record is from RefSeq and is a predicted model, not a curated record. Gene Ontology annotation, molecular function: protein binding; phosphatidylinositol binding.
CUCAAAACUUUUCCAACUCUCACCGCAGCGCUGCUCCGCCGUCCUCCUCCACCUCCGCGGUGGCAGCAGACGUGUACACCGCUAGCUUAGCAGCGGAUGGCCGCUCGGAAACACGGAGGAAACUUAACGGGAGGGGAGGACACAAAACAAAAAACUUGUGGAGAGAUGCCCGACCGACUGCAUCCCUCCCUCCAAAGUUCAGCUAAGGUGGCUAACGCUAGCUAGCGCAGGAGCUAACUGUGAUGUGAAAGUUUGGAGAAAGAAAAAACUUUUGUUCACGUGUCAGAAACGAGCUGGAGACACGUCGCUAGCAGAGCUGUGAGUGAAGCCAGGAGGAGUGAGGACAGCUAAUGGUUGGGAAGCUCUCAUCCUUGUUGUCUUAGCCGAGCCAGGUUACACCAUCAGGCUAAUCAUCUUUAGCCAAGUGGAGCUAGCUGACAGACGGCUAGCAUCUAACUAGUGAGCUCAGUGGAGUCAGAGUGACACUCCUGGUUUGGUGGUGGCCGCUCAUCUCCAGCAUGAACACAGUGAGGGAAGCCUUUCUGUCAUAACCUCCUCAACAGAGUCAACACUGGUCUCUCAGAAGAUGUGAGGAGAUGAGAAAGGUGGACCGUUGCAUGAGCUGGAUGAACUUACCUGCUGAGCUCCACUGAUCCUGAGCAGCUGUGGACAUUUGUGAGGCUUUCUAAGGACUGUCACUCCUAAGUCCUCCCUCAGCUUUACUCCUGAUCACAUCCUUGGCUUUUCUUUUGGGGAGAGCAUUCUUCCAUCUGGAGCUUCCUGCAUUGUUAUGAUCACUGGUGGUCCCACACAUCCAGAGGGCCUGAAGCGGACAGCGCCAUAAUGAAGGUGACGGUGACGUUUGGCCAGACAGGUGUGGUGGUGCCUUGCAAGGAGGGCUGGACGGUGAGGGACCUCAUCCAGCAGGCCACGCAGAGAUACAGGAAACUCCUGGAGCAGGAGGGAGACUUCUUGGUUCGGACCCACCACGUUGAAUACUGCGACGGAGGGAUUCUGGACCCUGAUGACAUUCUCAGCGAUCUGGUAGAAGACAAGGACAAGCUGAUGGCGGUGUAUGAGGAGCAGGAAGCCCAGCAGAGGGGCGUGGCCAACACCAGCCUCGCCCCCAGCCCCGAGCUCUACCAGGCCGAGCUCGCUGCCUUCCAGCCAAUCACAGGAGGAGAGAUUGAAGUCACUUCCUCAGCCCUGAAGUCCAACACACCCCUGCUGGUGAGAAGCAGCAGUGACUCAGCCCUCAGCCCCCAGCCAGCCGAGACCGAAGCCUCCUUCCAUGAAGACCUCGCUGUGAUGGCAGCCGGUCCCGCUGUGGAGAGGCAGGCCGGGCUGGACCGGGCCCACGGCAAGCACACCUUCAGUGGCAGCCUGACCAGAAUGGUGGAGAUCCUGGGAGAAGACAGCCCUCUGGGCAUCCACGUGGUGCCCUACUGCUCGUCGCUCAGCGGACGCGCUCUUGGUCUGUAUAUUCGCGGAGUGGAAGAAGAAAGUCGCUCAAGAAAGGAGGGCUUGUUUCAAGAGGACGAGUGCAUCGUCAGAAUCAACAACACCGAGCUCAUGGACAAGACCUUCAGCCAAGCCCAGGACGUGUUUCGUCAGGCGAUGCGCUCGCCGGUCGUCCGCCUGGAAGUCGUGCCCUCCUCCAGCAGAGAGCGUUACGAGAAGAGCCUGAUUGGUCAGCUGUUUGGCAACAGCACCGGUCCCAACAGCAGCCCCCGAGUCGCCAAGACCAAAGAGCCACCGCCGCCCGUCAAAGCCAAACCAGCGUUUAAGCCCUCUGAGAAUCCAUCCACACGCCUGGCAGAGGACGCCGCCCCCCUGGAGCCUGCUAGCCCCAAAGGGAGGAGUGACAGCCCGCCGCUGAAGAAAAGCCCCGCCCCCACCGGCCUGGUGACCAAUAAGAGAGGAGGACGGAGGCUGAGGAUCGACUUAAAGAAAGGUUCUGAAGGGCUUGGGUUUACUGUCGUCACCAGAGAUUCUUCAGUACACGGUCCCGGUCCGAUUCUAGUCAAAAACAUUCUGCCACGUGGAGCCGCUGUCAAAGACGGACGCCUGCAGUCUGGAGACCGCAUACUGGAGGUGAACGGCGUGGAUAUCACGGGCGUGGGCCAGGAGGAGCUGGUGUGUAUGCUACGCAGCACGAGGCAGGGCGAGAGCGUCAGUCUGGUGGUUCUACGCCAGGAAGACAUGUUCCUGCCCAGAGAGAUGAAGGACGAAGUGUCCCGGACGCCGGGUGGCGCUGUUUCAGAGAAGAGCGGGAAGGAGCAGCUCAUGUUUGAGGUGCCGCUCAAUGACACCGGCUCGGCGGGCCUGGGCGUCAGCCUCAAAGGGAACAAGUCCAGAGAGACAGGAGAGGAUCUGGGGAUCUUCAUCAAGUCCAUCAUUCACGGAGGGGCUGCAUACAAGGACGGCCGUCUGCACAUCAACGACCAGCUGGUGGCCGUAAACGGAGAGUCGCUGCUGGGACGCUCCAACCACGCUGCCAUGGAGACGCUCCGGCGCUCCAUGUCACAGGAGGGAAACGCAAGAGGGACGAUCCAGCUGGUGGUGCUGAGGGUUCUGAAGGAUCAGCAUGGGGUGUCACCCAACCGCUCCUUUGACAGCUCCUCUGGACCGCUGAGCCCAGUGAACGGUCAGACGGGACUGCUCGGUCCGGCCACCGACUCCAUCCAGCCCCCCAUGGUGGCCAACGCCAUGUAUGCAUCUAACGUGACCAAUGGGAGCUACUCUCACAUGGAUGAGGAAGAAGACGGGGUGCUGUAUGGACACGACGCUGACUUCAGCAGCUCCGUCCAGCACUCCUACCUGCAGGAAAGGGAAAGCUCUCACAUCUCCUGCCCGGCUCAGCCCCAGUCUCCCACCCAGAACCAGAACCAGAACCAGCGGCAGUUCCAGCACGUCAAAGCCUCCAAGAGCAUGGACCUGGGUACGACUCAGAACCAGCAUCACACUGUGGCAGAUGAGAGCAACGUUGGAGCCACGGCUGGAAACGCUGCAGCUCCAUCAGCGCCUGUGGAACUCGGUCCUACGCUCGGCCUCAAGAAGUCCAGUUCGCUGGAGAGCCUUCAGACGGCCAUGUCAGAAGUCAACAGAAAAAACGAGCUCCUGCCGUUCCACCGUCCUCGUCCCAAUAUGGUCAGGGGCAGAGGCUGCAACGAGAGCUUCCGAGCAGCUAUUGAUAAGUCCUACGAUGGACCGGCUGAAGAUGACGAUGACGAUGGUUCAGAGGCGAGUUCAGGCCGGGACACCCCCGCCAGCAGCUCGUCCCGCCAGGGAGUCGGUGAUCAGACAGAAGAGAAAGCCAAGAAAGACAAGAAAAAGAAAGCAAAAACAAAGAAGAAGGAGAAGAGCAAGGGGAAAGGGAAAGAGAAGAAGAAAGCAGAGGAGCCCGAGGAGACGGAAAAGAAGAGCAAGAAAAUCGGCUUCGGCCUGCUGAGAUUUGGAAAGAAAAAGGAGGAGAAGAAGGAGGCGAAGGCGGCUGUGCAGCGCCAGAAGUCCGACGUUCUGAGUGACCACGAGUUUGAGAGGAUGAAGGAAGAGAGAGAGCGAAUUGAGGCGUCGCAUCCUGAGCUCCGGGAGCAGCAGUCCAGAGACCAGCAAGGCGGGGGGUCGGCUUAUCCGGACUUUGAGGAUGACGACGCAGAUCCCAACUACGCCCGCAUACAGUCCUUCAGGGACCGAGACGCUGCUCCGGUACCACAGCCGCUGGCCCAGUCACCUCCCUACAGUAGCAUCCAGCACGGCCACGGCCCCUCUGGGUUUCCAGGACAUGGGAAUCACUCCACUGAAGCCGGAGCCCUCCCUGAUGACGACCCUCUGGACAGACUGUAUGCCAAAGUGAACAAACCAAGGGGAGCUGGAACCACAUCUCCUCCUGCUCCUGCUCCUGGUAGUGACAGUAUGGACAGAAUCCAGCAGCUAAGGAGAGAAUACCAGCAGGCCAGGAGAGAGGGCAUGGUGCCGCCUUACGAGGAGCUGGACCCACGGCGCCGAGGGCAGGACAGCGAGCCACACAGGAUGCCAGGCAGAGGGACAGACCAUCGGCUGUCACCGCGAUACGAAGAGGUGGAGCGUCAGUAUGCCUCCUUACCAAGGCGAGGUCCACUGGAUCCAGCUGAAUACCCCGUGCAGCCGUGGUCAGGUCAUUACCCCGGACCUCCCCCAGCCCAACAGGGAUACCCCCAGUCCCCAUCCUACCCCAACCCCAGCGCCCAGUCUGGCCCUUCUUACUCCAACUACCCACCUGGGCAGCCUUACCCACGGCCAGGGGACCCUCGAGGAGUCGAUCCGGGCUACUACCCCCACCCCAGCUCCCAGCAGAGAGGGCCUUUGCGGCAGGACGUGCCUCCGUCUCCCACCCCCCCGCUCCGGGGCCUGCGGUACGACACCAUGACCCGUGGCACUGGGGGUGGAGGGUACAGGUAGGGCCCACAAGUCCAGGCACCAGCUGGAGCCCGGUACCGACCGCUGUGACUGUACUGGGAGGGAGGAAGACAGCAGCACCAAACCAACCCACGACUGAAGAAUGCCACGACUGCAGCUGUGUGGACAAACCAGUCCAGAGACGAACAAUAAGCAGAACUCUCAUUACUCCAGCCCAAUGGAGCCGUGAAACCUGUUCACGGUUUAAUUUGAAUUACCGUCAUCAUCCAACGCUGUCUGUGUCGUUUGAAGUCUCUGCUAAUACACAGACGAGGUAAAGGAGGUUAAUUAUAGGGCGGCCCUCGUGAUGCACAGUGUCUUGUUUUCUCAGUCAUUUAAAUUGCUUUGAAUCUUCCCAGAGUUUAAAAUUAGCAGGGUUUUCACUUUUCACUAUCCUCUGAUUAAGUUUUCUCCUUCAAGACUCAGUCAGAGCCACAAAGGUAAUUGGAUCCAUUUAAAUUAAGCCACUAGGGCUCACGUACGGCUCUGCACACGCUCAUUGUGUUCCUGGUGGGUUCUGCUGCUGCAAAAAGUUCUGUAAUUCCAUUCUCACCUGGUCUGUAUGGCCUUCACAUGACAGUAGCACUUCCCAGUGUUCGUGUGUUUGUGUCAUCGAACCAAAUGUUUCUGUCCAGAUAGAAGCCGUUUAUGUGAGCAUGUGAUCGCAGCGCUACGAGUCUCCUCCUGAGUGUCGGUCCAGAUGUGGACGACAACAGAAAAAGUCCAAAUGAUCUGAAAGUGCGUGAACAGCAGCAAAUGAAACGCAGCGACUUCACCAAACUCAACCCAUUGAAAGGUGAAGUUCUGAUCAUCUCCUCACAAUGCAGCCUGCAGCAUUUAUGUGGAAGUUACUGAAGACAAACACCACCCGCCUGAACCUUGUCCCGAACCAAGCGCCUCCCAAAGGUCCCGGUCCAUGGCCCGACGGGUCAGAGCCGCUUAAGCAGCACAAAGAGGACCUACACAAGCAGAGGGUUUAAAUGUUGUGGCUGACGGGUGAACGUCUCCGUUAGCGGGGGACGCUGGAAGAAGAGUCAUCAACGGUUUGUCUGCCCAGGUUGAUGGCACUGUAACGGGCCCACACGUAGAACAGAACAGAAUAGAAUAGAAUAGAAUAGAGUAGAACAGAA